CACUGGACAGAAAAAUGCCAAAUUUAAGCUGGAGCUGGUGUGGAUGACAGGCAUUCAGGAGCCGCUUGCUGAAUUGAAUCAGGGGCGGACUGACAACUCAUGGGGCCCCCUGGCAAUAGGGGAUCAUGGGGCCCCUGUGUCCUUGCCCAAACUCAAAAAAGCCUAUGAAAAAGGUACCAUGGGCAUCGAAUGGGGCCCCCUACUGACCCCGGGCCCUCGGGCAGUGCCUGAGUUUCCAAAUGGUCAGUCCGCCCCU
Staurois parvus is the source of this 256-nucleotide messenger RNA. Lineage: Eukaryota; Metazoa; Chordata; Amphibia; Anura; Ranidae. The record is from the annotation of a GenBank genome assembly.